This is a messenger RNA of Dermacentor andersoni, 1625 nucleotides long. The record is from RefSeq and is a predicted model, not a curated record. NCBI's taxonomy places the organism in Eukaryota, Metazoa, Arthropoda, Arachnida, Ixodida, Ixodidae.
AGAAGAAGUAGAAGAAGAAGAAGAACGCCGAUCCGAGCCGACAGAGUAUCAAGCCGCUCUCGCUCUCCUGCCUUAAAUCCCAGCUGCAUUAGAACAUCUCCAGCGUCACAAGGGUAUCCACGCCUACACGCCUUGCCCAGCUGCGGAAGCGUCAAACAAGAACCGCCCAGACCCCGACGAAGCCCCUGGAGGUCCAGAUCUCUCGCUGAUCAUGUUGGUACCUGCGGCCGAGGGUGGUCAAUGCACUACUGGUGGUGCUGGUACUGCGAGCGGCGCCUGUGGCCCGGUAACACAGCCCGAAGAAAAAGCCCGUCAAGAUGCGUCAAAGGGCGUCGCGGAAGCGGCGCCGUCGUCGGUAGGAUUGACGAGGACGUCCAAGUUGAAACGCGGCGACGGGGCGAUGCGCGGUGGCGGCGGUAGCUUGAGAUCACCUUCAAGCUGCGUGAAGCACAGAUGGCCGCCCUGGAGGAGAGGUGACAGCGCCAUGAGCCCGAGUCAUGAGUCCACCAUGACCAGUCCCUCAGGACCGCUGAGUACUAGGUUUCUAACGGCUGGAAUUUCGGGUAGUUCAUCGCAGCUGUCACCACGCAGGGCUCACAUGAACUCAUGGCGUUUUCCACCACCGAAGAGCGCAUUGUCUGCCAUGCGAGACUUCUCCCCGGGUUCCGCUUUCAUGAGCCCGAAGUUGAGCCCCGCCGGCGGGCCCGUGACCCCAAGCCUGAUGCUUUCCAGUGGCGGCGCUAGUGAUUUGAAGGUAUAUAUCCAUGCGCCUAGCGGUUGAUAUGGGCUGGAGCAUACGGAACUCCAGUUAUGAAAUGCAAGGGAGCGAACAAUACAAAGAAAAAAGGUUUCUGAAAAUAAGAAAAUUUUUUUGCAAGACCUUUUCGUCAUUGACUGACCACUUUCACUAAUAUAGCCAAGUUCCUAAACCUAAAACACGGCUUUCCUGCAAUGCGACAUUUCGUAGCCUCUAACGUGUUCAUCUAUACCAAUACCUGUGCUGGGCAUGAGAAGCAGCUCGCAACAGCAAUAUCCAAGCGGUAGCAAUGGAACCUAACAGCCCGAAAACAUCGCUAGAGGGAGUACAAGAAGGUCGAGGAUUUGGUAUGAAGGCGGCCCCGGAAGCUGAACCCGUGCCAGCAGAUGCCACAUUGCACAUAAUAUUCAGAGCGAGGACGGGUUGAGCCACCGUGGUUCAUGAAAUUUUGUAGCGCAGGAAAGCUAACUUGUAGGUUUUAUUACAACUCGUCCGUUAUACGCGGUAGCACCGUAUGUCGGUGCCUAGACUGAGGAAGACACAACGACGUCAAUACGAAAUGUACAGAAACAGCAGAUGGCCAUUACUUCUAUUUUUAGAGAUUGCUUUUUUUUUCCCCUCAUUCCUGCGUUUUUCAGUGCUGUUGCUGCGGCUAUCUUGCGCGCCGCGUGCGAGUGGUUUAGAGCGUGUAUAUACAUGGAAGAGAGAAAGAUAAAACUUAUUAUGUCCUUGAUGGGACACAAUUCCCUUCUUGACACCGUGGCCAGUCCUUGCUUUCUGGCGGCGUCUUCGGCCAUCCGGACGGCCCAGAGCUGCUCCUCUGAGUCCAAGCUGAGCAGCCAAGUCUCCCACUGCUUGGCCGUAGUUA